Phalacrocorax carbo (great cormorant) is the source of this 4110-nucleotide messenger RNA. The record is from RefSeq and is a predicted model, not a curated record. Lineage: Eukaryota; Metazoa; Chordata; Aves; Suliformes; Phalacrocoracidae.
CCGCUGAUAGGCGGUGGCGGGAGAAGUUGUCGUGUUCCGUCCCAUCCCCCCCCUCCCCCUCCCGGCUGGGCCGCGGUCGAUGCCUGGCAGCCAGAGGGUCGGUACCGCCGUCAUCGCCAUGAGCACCCGCGACGACGAGUACGACUACCUCUUCAAAGUUGUGUUGAUUGGAGACUCUGGAGUUGGGAAGAGUAAUCUUCUGUCACGUUUCACACGCAAUGAGUUUAAUCUGGAGAGUAAGAGUACCAUUGGGGUGGAAUUUGCCACCAGGAGCAUCCAGGUGGAUGGGAAGACGAUAAAAGCACAGAUCUGGGAUACUGCAGGACAGGAACGAUACCGGGCCAUUACCUCAGCAUAUUACCGUGGUGCUGUUGGGGCUCUUCUUGUCUAUGACAUUGCCAAACACCUCACCUAUGAGAACGUGGAGCGCUGGCUAAAGGAGCUGAGAGAUCAUGCAGACAACAACAUUGUCAUCAUGCUGGUGGGUAACAAGAGUGACCUCCGCCAUCUGAGAGCUGUGCCCACCGACGAGGCCCGGGCUUUUGCAGAAAAAAAUAACUUAUCUUUUAUUGAAACUUCUGCUCUGGAUUCAACAAAUGUAGAAGAAGCCUUCAAGAACAUCCUUACAGAAAUCUACCGCAUUGUUUCGCAGAAGCAGAUUGCAGAUCGGUCUGCACACGAUGAGUCUCCUGGCAACAAUGUAGUUGACAUCAGUGUCCCACCAACCACGGACGGACAGAAAUCCAACAAACUCCAGUGCUGUCAGAACCUGUGACCUCCUGUAGAUGACUCUUGUGCCCUUCACUUCAUCUGCGCUUCGUCUAGAAACUUGUGUGCACUUCUUAACUCCUGUGAUUCAGUGACUCCCUCUUCCCCCCUUUACCCCAUUCCCAAGUCUCCCCUUUCAUCUUAGAGCUUUGAUUAUAGGGCUAACAUUCCCCUGCCUCUGAAAUUCCCUUCAACAUGGUGACUUUUGGGCUUGAAAUGUAGGCACUGAUCUGAUAGACAUGUUUGUGUUGGAACAUCUGCUGCUGGAUAUUAUCCCAUGAAACACUCUCCUCAAAUGGUUUUGGGUUGUUUUUUUUUCUGGGAGAGAAACCAUGGGGACUUGACUAUAACAGUUGAAGAAAUAACUACAUCUAGGUGACAAGGUUGUUUUCCUUCCAUAGUCAGAUAUUUUUUCUUGUGUUUCUGUAAACAUGGGGGAGAAAUUAAAAGAAAAUAGCUAUCCUACCAAAUGCUCUGUUUUCUGUCCUGAUAGUCUUACAGUGAGGUUUUUAGUGGCUGCACACACAUAAGAAAGCUGUUUAAAAUAACAUUACUUAUUAUGUAAUUACCCCUAAUACAGUUAGUCUGGCUGUGUAGUUUACAGUUUCCUGCUUAGGAAAUCUUUCUUCUUAUUUGGGAACAAUGAAGUAUGUCUGCAUUGCUUUCUCUGCCACCAUGAAUGCCUGUGCUGCUUGUGCCAGCUUCAUGAAAUUGUUUAAUAUUUAUUCAUGGCUUAUGUUAACUGAUUAACGUUAUUGUACAGUAAGUGUCAGCAUAUUGAUUUCAGAAAUCUUUUGCAACCUGUACAAGCAGGCUUAUUUUGUACUGUAGAUCAGUGUCUGAAAGCAGGAUCUUCUAUAGUUCCAGGAUUUUUUUUUUUUGCAUGCUGAUUUUUCUCUAGAUCUUUCCUACCCCUGUUUGAGUGAAGCAAUAUUUUCAUGUCAUGUAUAUACCUGCACUUGGGUUUUGGUUGUUGUAGAGAAACACAAUGCUUUAUACAUUUUGUAAAACUUAUGCAGAACUAUAGCAUCUUGAACUUUCUCUUAAUGAUCUUUCAUUAUUGACCUUGUGCAUAAUCUUCUUGACCUGUACUAAAACGCAUAAUAUUAAGAUUUCACACAAUAACUACUAACCUGUUGUUUUCCUCUUAUUCUGUUUUACUGAAUUGCAGACUAAUUCUCAAACGAUUGUACUUCACCUGAUGUAACAGAUUUGUUAGCAGGGCUAACUCCUAUCAUACUUUGUUUUGCUGAAUGGGAAGACUGUUAUCACAGCUUCGUGUAGUCAGUCUCUUGCUAGCUUGUGAAAAUCAUCUAUGAUGGCUUCUCAUCACUCACUAGCUCUUACACACUUGCAUCCCCUCUGGUAUAUGCCGAAUGUUAUGAUGAGGCAAAUACCUGGUGGAACUCUCUAGAGGAAGAGUUGGAGACCAUCUGUUGCUCUCUGAGGCUAGUGAGGCAAUUUGCAGUGAAUUUUUGCUCUGUGUUCUGAGACUGUACCUCACUCGAUGAAUCCUAUCUGCAUAUUAGUGAGUUGAUUUUUCUUUGCUGAUACAAAGCAAAUACAAAACUGUGAAUUGUGCUUGAAGGGGAAAUCUGACAUUCCAGUCUCAACUGUUCUGUCUGGCUAUGUAAUAAAAUUAAGGGCGGUUAACUUUGAUGGCUUUUCUUUUAUAAGAUUUCCAGACCGAUGCCUUUAAUUUUGUACUGUAUGCACCUAGAGGGCUAUAGUUCACAGUAAAGGGUGCAUGUGGUGCCUAGCACUUUUCAGCUUUGUUUAGAGGAUGAAUUCAGGGUGAAGGGGUGCAUGCUUGCAGCCUAAUCCCAUUGAAUGAGGAUGUGAACUCCUCUUUAGGCAUCACAGUGCUCUGCCCUAAGGGUGUCCCAGUUCAGGAAGCACUUUCAACACUUGGUAUUGACCUAAAUAGCUGGUUGAGAGAAGGUGCAGCCAGUGGGAACUGGAGAUGUCUCCUUUUUGUGGUCCUAGACCAGCAUGUGAUGUGCCGUCAGUAUUUAGAAGGCUGGCAGAUGAGCAUACCAUCAGAGAGGAUGGAAAAUUCUGAGGUGUUGAAAAUAUUUCAUUCAAGAAGAGGUGGACACUAGUGGAGCUGGGCUCCUUAAUUUUGAGCAGAACUUUUCAACUCAUUUCUUCAGGAAUAGCGUGAGGAUGAAGCAUCAUGCUGUUAAGAAGACUUAUUAGUUCGCAGUGAUGUAUUAAUGUGUUUACUCUGCAAAUCCCGUUCUUAACAUGAAGUUUCUAGAAUCAAUCUGGCCUGGUAUAAGAAGCUGAGAAGCAGUUUAGUCACUUCCUUGUAUCUUAAAAGAUAUUUUCUUUAGUAUUUGACUUUGUGGAAGGCUCUAAACUUUGCCUCAGAUUCCCAACAAAAGGUUCAUGUCUAGGGCUUAAGUGCUGUUAAAUUAUAUGGGUAUCGAAGAGACCUUGUACAACUCGAUUGUGUGUUGACCAAAGUCCCCUCAGGGCAGGUGGCUCUUGGACCUGUAUGGUUCAUGCCAGGCAGGAUGGUUUGUUCUGAGAUCUGUUGUGUGGUGUGGAAAGGCCUACCGCCUUUUGCUGCAGGACUGUUUGGUGUACCCGAGAUGUGGGAAGCACGUGUGUGCAUUCAUGUGCGCACACAUAGCUUAUGCGAGUGCUGUAAACUAAGCAGUGGUUUUAUCUGCUGUGGUCACUCAGUUUAUUAGACUAUAUUGACUCUUCCCAGAUUGCUGUGUGGCUCUCCAGGCAGUUAGACAUAAUCCUUCUGUGGAUUUGAGAUGUCUAGACUAAGCACAGGGCCAUUAGUGCCAAUAGGAAAAGGACAGCAGACCAGUCAGUUCUGCCUGGUAAAACCAUCUUCCUGUGCAUAGACAGGGGAAAAUGCUUUUGACCUUGACUGCCCUCGUUUCCUGCUGAAAGCACUGUGCACUCCUCAAACUAUAGUUACAGCCCAAGCUGCUGUUGGUGAUGGCUACUGAAAUUGCAAAGGGGAAGGCUUAAAGGAAUUCUGAGGAAGCUUGAACUGUGGAAAGAGCUGUCUGACAUUCAAAGCUCUCCAAUAGGCCACAAUCCGUAACUGCGCUUUCCUGAUGUGAAAAUGUCCUGGUUUCGCUUAAAUGUAGCCUCACCUGGACUGCUUCAUACUGCAACUUUGCUGGCUCUGUGUGUCUCAGUAUUGCCGUUGGGGAAAACAGAAAAAGUUCCAGCACUCUUCUGUCUGCCAUAAGAGGUUUGAGGGCAGAAUUUGGCUUAUGUAAAACUCGCGAUGACGGGAAAGCUGCCUGUGAAAGAAGGAACAUGUGCCAUACUUGCUUUACUUGGAUGUUGAGGAUGACUUUCACUUAACUA